CGUGUUCCCCUCCGAGAGAGAGUGGGUAAGGAACUGUCCUCUAGGCAACAGUGGCGUCGACUGCUGUCUGUUUUUUUGACGGUGAAGCGAUUGAAAUCAGGUGAUGGAUAGUUUAAUAUCUAAUGCUGUUUCUACGCACGAAUUAAUCUGACAGAAGCAACCAGUUUCUACACCUUGGGACACGUCCUGUUGCUUGCACAAGCGGUUGAGCAUUGACAGCUGCUGCGAUGUGAAAAUAGCCCACCCUUUCACUGGGGCCGUUUGCGUGACGUCGACGCCAAAAUGGGAUCCCUGACUCUACAAAAGGGCGGCCACAGCAGCCAUUAUGUCACAACACCCGACGAUGACAUGUGUGCUUUUGUUUGUGGUUGGGGUGCAGCCUUCGUGAACAUAAUCUGCACUUUUCCAAUGAACAAGGUGAUGUUUAGGCAGAUGCUGCACGGUGUGCGUACCAACCAUGCCCUAGACCAGCUUCGUAGUGAAGGUUUUCGCCACCUCUACCGUGGUUGCCUGCCACCACUUGUUCAGAAGACCAUCUCAGUCUCCAUUAUGUUUGGCACAUUCAGUGGCUAUAGUCGCUUCACAAUUCAUCACUUUCCCGAGGCAAAUGAUCUCACCGUGAAGUUCCUUGCUGGCCUCAUGGCUGGUUCCACGGAGGCCAUACUCACUCCUUUGGAAAGGGUUCAAGCCUUGCUGCAAGACAAGGAACACCAUCACCGCUUCAAGAACACAGUUGAUGCCUUCAAAUUCCUGUCUCCGUACGGCAUCAGGGAGUACUACAGGGGAUUGGUGCCCAUUCUUCUCCGAAAUGGCCCAAGCACAUUCAUGUUCUUUACCCUGAGGGAUGAAAUGGGACGCCUCGUGCCGAUGGACAAGAAGGUUCUCUGGCAGCGGACACUGAGCGACUUUCUCAGUGGUGCUUUGGUGGGUGCAUUUGUAAGCACUGUAUUCUAUCCUAUAAACGUUAUUAAAACUAUAAUCCAAGUGCAGUACGGCCCUCCACGCCCUAGCAUGUUAACUGUCUUCAAGGAGACUUACGCAGAACGGAAGAGCAUUCGUAAAAUGUUCUAUGGUGUGCACCUUAACUACACACGGGCACUAGUUUCGUGGGGCAUCAUCAAUGCAACGUACGAGUUCUUAAGGACACAAUAUAUGCAUUAUGUUAAGAGCAGUCAUGGCAGUUGGUGAGCUUUUUGUAACCUACUACAUCCUGUUCUAAACUUGGUGCAUUAUUUUCGUCAUGCAUGUGCUGUGAAUUUGUGCCCUAGAUUGGUCAGGGUACAUAAAGGAGCUUCAUCCUUAGGCAUGCUUAAAUUAUAAAGUGGCUUACGUCAUUAGUUCACUUCAUGCAUGUUUAUUGGAAGAGAAAGUGAUGCUCUGAUGGUUUUACCAAUAGUAGUGACCCUUGGUAUAUGUUUUGAUUAUGAACACACACUUCUUCAGGCCUGCUUCCUUGUAGAUAAUUUUGUUUUGUUAUUCUAUCGCUUUAUGCGGUCCAAAUGCAAAAGUGCAUGUAGUGCUCAUGUGCGAGGCUUCAUAAAGAAGGCAGAACGGACUUUGGAAGCUUCAGUGCAACCGCUUGGACAUUCUUGUUGUGUAUUUCAGUACAUUAUGCACUAUAAAUGAGGAGAUGCAUCAGUCUGUGUUAUUUUGUUAGUCAAAAUAUUUUAGGCAAACAUGUUUUGCAUAAAAAUGCACUCCUGGGGUUAUUUUUGUUUUGUUAAUGGUAGUUUUGUACUAGCCUUAAAUUAUCUUAAAAUUUGCUUAUUGUUGCUGUCACUAGCUGUAUUUCAGUGUGACAAAAGCACCAAUGCAGGCAUCUUUAACUAAUUUAUUCAAAUUGGAUUACUUUCCCACUUUUGCACAAUACUUGUACUUAAGGUUGGCUUGUGUAAACCCUGUUUACUUUGUCCCAUAUUCAUGCCCAAGUGGGAAAGCAUGACUUCUUUGCUCAAAAUUGUGGUGUAAAGCCACUUAGUUGAAAAAUGGACUGCAGUGUGCUUGUCAUGAAAACUUGAAGGUCAUCAGCUGGAAUCUUUUUGACAAUUACAAGAAAUGUUGACCCCAUUCUUUUCUUACCGAGAUGAAAGUCGGUGAAAUCGGUCAGUUGUGCAAGUAGUUGCCAGUAUUUCUUGUUUCACAGCUGUCUGGAUUCCUAGGCAAAACCAAUUUGGCUGCCUUAUGUUACCACGUUUCCGUUGUAAUGCACAGAAGAAACACUUGAAAAACAUGGUUAUGAGCAAAUGUUUUUCAAGGUUUGCAGUAACAAGAUCCAUUUCAAAAGGCAUUAUGUAGUGAUGUGACAGGGAAGUUGGAGAGUUGAGCAUACUAAGUAGUCCUCAGUCUUUCAAGAGCACUUGAAGCGAGCAGCAAGUAGACUCACCAUUACUUGUUUAGUUCCUUCAGUUGUCUUGCAUCACAAUUUUCAGCCAGUAGCUUUAGUCACUGCAAACAAGCGAGGUUGGCUUCGCUCAAUGCUACUUUCUUUGCCUUUAAUGCUUUUCGAUCACCUUGAUUUGCCAGCAUAAACUCCAACAUAAAAGACAAAUUUCACUACUUUUCGCACGCACUAGUAUUCUGUGCACUGGGAACAUCAGUCAGAACUGCGAUUAACUCUAGUGCUGAUAUUCAAUUUUAUUAAUGUACUACUGUCUCUCUGAGUUGGCAUGGUGAAUAUCUCAUUUGCCUUCUGUGGAUGUUGCAAUGCGCAGUACUUUGUAUUAGUAUGUGCAAACAAAUUCUUUUUUAAUAUGUACAGAGCAAUACUAUUUACACAUGUUAUUGAUAAAUACUUUAUAAUGAUGUUCCGUGUUGCAUCGUUUUAAUGCUUUUUAUGCAGCCCUUUCACUUAAGCUAUUAAUUUGCAGCAGAUCAUGCAUUGCACAGAAAUAAAAUGCACCUGAAACUUGGA
This is a messenger RNA of Dermacentor andersoni, 2911 nucleotides long. Its product is annotated as mitochondrial nicotinamide adenine dinucleotide transporter SLC25A51. Gene Ontology annotation, cellular component: mitochondrion. The record is from RefSeq and is a predicted model, not a curated record. Lineage: Eukaryota; Metazoa; Arthropoda; Arachnida; Ixodida; Ixodidae. Gene Ontology annotation, molecular function: NAD transmembrane transporter activity.